Messenger RNA from Prunus armeniaca (apricot), 351 nucleotides. NCBI's taxonomy places the organism in Eukaryota, Viridiplantae, Streptophyta, Magnoliopsida, Rosales, Rosaceae. The record is from the annotation of a GenBank genome assembly.
AUGAGGCUGUGGGUCAGAGUUGGAUUUUCCUGGGAGUCGGUUGAGGUGCAGGGCCCACAGUUCAUUGGAGGUGGUGGUGAAAUAGAUGGAGGUGAAGGUGGUAGUGGGAAUGAAGGUGGAGUUGGUGGUUGUGGUAGUGGUGGUGGUGGUGAUGGUAGUGUGGUGGUGGCAGUGGUGGUGGUUGUGGAGGUGGUGGUGGAUGUGGAGGUUUUGGAGGAGGUGGUGGUAGAGGUGGUGGCCGUGGCGGAGGAUGUGGUAGUGAAGGCGGUGAAUGUAGUGGUGGAGUUGGAUGUGGAAGUGGAGGUGCCAUUUUUUAAAAUGAAUGAUGCACCUUUGAAAAGCAACGCAUAA